AGAAUGACAUUGUAUCGCCUGGUAGUGUUGGGCGAUGGCGGUGUUGGAAAGACCGCCUUGACCAUCCAGCUCUGUCUUAAUCACUUUACGUAUGACCCUACCAUUGAGGACUCGUAUAGAAAGCAAGUUGUAAUUGAUGAUCAGCCAUGCAUUCUUGAAAUUCUUGAUACGGCUGGUCAGGAAGAGUAUACAGCUUUGCGCGAUCAAUGGAUUCGUGAUGGUGAAGGCUUUCUCUUGUGUUUUUCCAUCACGUCUCGCAGUACUUUUGAGCGCCUUGAAAGAUUCAAAGAUCAAAUUGAACGUGUAAAGGAUGUGGAUAGUACUAGACAGCUUGUUCCUAUGAUUGUUGUUGGAAAUAAGGCCGACCGUACUCACGACCGCGAAGUCUCGAUUACAGAGGGUAAUAAUUUGGCGAGGCAUUUGCGGUGCGAGUACAUUGAAACCAGUGCAAAAACUACUCUCAAUGUCGAAAAGUAUGCAUUUGUUGUUCGUUUGAUCCGCAAGGAGCGUGAUCAAGGAAGCUCGUUUCCUGGAGUUGAAAAAAAGAAGAAGGAAAAGGGAAAAUGCAUGCUGCUGUAAAUUUCGAAUUAGUUAUUUUCCAAUCGUAUCUUGCGUUUAUCGUCAUUAUUAUGUAUUGUUCAAAGAUAUGUUUUUAUUCCUGGCAAGGCUUGCUUGACAGUCUAAUCUAGAUCUUUGACUACAAUUGUUUUUUCGAUCCACUGCCAAAUUCGAUACUACUCGACAAAUUCCACGUGGUCUGUUUUUGACUUGCAGUUUUUUCUACCUCUAUUGCUUUUAUUCCUACGCCGUCAUUUCCUCAUCAUUUCAUUCCGAUCCCAACGACUACACUACUUUGAAUGAAUUUUUUGGUUGGUUUUCAAAUAUAUUACUUUGAAAGCCUGCUUGGCAUUCAAAUAUAAACC
Molecule: messenger RNA, 923 nt
Organism: Batrachochytrium dendrobatidis JAM81
Lineage: Eukaryota; Fungi; Chytridiomycota; Chytridiomycetes; Rhizophydiales
Exons: 5
Coding region: 4-579 (191 amino acids)
Biological process (GO): Ras protein signal transduction
Cellular component (GO): plasma membrane
Molecular function (GO): GTP binding; GTPase activity; GDP binding
Source: RefSeq, a predicted model, not a curated record